Molecule: messenger RNA, 1409 nt
Organism: Rhopilema esculentum
Lineage: Eukaryota; Metazoa; Cnidaria; Scyphozoa; Rhizostomeae; Rhizostomatidae
Product: epidermal growth factor-like protein 8
Molecular function (GO): protein binding
Source: RefSeq, a predicted model, not a curated record
CGAGUAUAGUGGUUUUGGUUUGGAAUUAGCGUCUGCACAGGAUCGAGGAGAGACAAAAUGAACUGUUUCAGUUUAAUGUGUGUUCUUGUUUUUUUACUCUGGAGUAGGUGGGCGACCAGUGUAGAGCUCAGAUAUGAUGGCAAAAACGUAUGCAGCCGGCCAUACAUAUUCCAAGCAUAUCACACUGUACCCAAACGGAGGAUUCAAAGCCAAAGUUUCACUGUUUGCUGCCCAGAGAAUCAGAAUAUGUGGGGUAUACGCGUAUGUGUCAAGAAAUGUACAAAGUACAGAACAUUUCAUUCUACUUACUACGUGAGUCAACUGAAAGUUAUCAGGGGAAUUGCACGUCAUUGCUGCACAGGAUAUGCAAGAAGAGGCACAGAAUGCCCAGAGCCGAUAUGCAGACCUCCUUGCAAAAAUGGCUACUGCAUUGCACCAAAUCAAUGUUUUUGCAAAUCGGGAUACUCUGGUCGUUACUGCCAGAAUGGAUUUGGAUCAUACACAAUCUUGGGUGCUGGACGUUAAGGCCAAGAUCAAGAAACGAAACUUCAAUUGUAGUAGAUACACAUUAGAUAUUAAUAAUACGUACUAGAUGUAUUCGGUAGCUUUGCCGUUUCAAAAUGUGCCAAUAGCUGCCAUGCAACAUUGUUAAAACAUCUCUCUCUGUGGGUACCAUGCCCGUCAUAGGUUGUCAUGGCCUUCCAUUUUCUGCGAUCUCUUGCAUCUUGCAACAUCUCCUUUGUUUUAAUUGCAAAAUUUCCUGCCAUGGAUGGUGGAAUCAUUUGCCUGUCUUUCUCCGCUUUCUUGUCUCUUUUUCUCUAUCGUAAUGAUAUGUUCCAACCGCUGAAUCAGUAUGUCCUAUGAAUUUUCCUUGGUUCCUUCAUUGCUGCCCAUAUAUAAUAUUUGACUUUGCUAUCUGAAGUUCUUCUUUAUUGGUGACAUGUCGUAUACAAGGUAAUUUUAGCAGUCGUCUAAGAAACCACAUUUCAAUAGCUUCUAUUCGCUUUUUCGUUAUAUGUAAGGGUUGGAGUUACGUAGCAGUUUAGAACUCUGUCCAUUGCGGUUUAAAGAGAGGCCUUUUCAUAACACUUUAUUGGGUUACCUUGUCAAAUAUAUGCUGCAAGUUUCCCUCGGUAUUGGAUAUGAGAACAUCAUCAAAUGAUUUGAAAAGGAAACAAAAACUUGUAAUUCUUCUUUCUCGUAACUUGUAAUUCUUUUUUAUUUUGUUAAAUCAUUCAUGUAUUAAAUACGUUUCAUUUUUAAGUUGUGUUUUAAAUCCAUGUUAAAAGCCAGGGGGUAGUCACGAUAUUUUGCUCCUCCUGGUAUAUUCUUCGUAGUGUCAUAUAGUAGUAGUUCGUUAGUUAGUAAUUCGCUUUUGUAAAAUUUUAUAUGGAAUAGGAAAAAAUCUG